UAAAGUUUUAUCUGAAUGUGUUGCAAAAGAUUAAGAAGGAGGUUAUAAUCAUGUGAAAUGACUGGAUAGCACUUUAUGUAAAUUAUUGUUUAAAUCUCGAAUGUUAAUAGUAACAAAAUGUGUGGGUGACUGUGAGUGAAGCACAUCGUGUGAUGGUGGGCGGUGUGGACACAGCAUGACCACAUGGAUGGCGCUGUUCGGGCUAGUGUGGCUACUGCGAGUGCGCGGCUCCCUUUGCGGAUGUGCGGCGUGCAAGCGCGCUCGCCAUGAUAACCAGGAAACGAGACAGACAGAAACACAGGACACGAGAGAACCACGAUGCAGCACCAACUCUAUCAGCUACGCUCCUGCAGAAGGUCCCCCGUUUGACGUCAUCGCGCUGCAGAAUUACACGCGUGAUGCAACUGUACAAACUGAUUUUGAAGAUGAUGAAGACCUUGAUAAGAUCGAACUGCAAAUCUGCGAAGGUUCGAACGUCGCGAACUAUGAUUGCGGGCGUGAGCAGGCGACGCAAAAUCCGGAAGUCGAGCAGUGUAUUGCAGGAAGCUUACAGUCUUGUUCAGAUUCCGAUGAUUCGAUAUGGGAGACAGCUGAUGUUACAUUGGAGCGCGGAACAAACGGUCUAGGACUGAGCAUAGCUGGUGGCGAGAGUGGAGGUGAUAUUAGCAUAACUCGAUUGGCUGCUGGAGGUGCGGCCAGAAGUGACGGUAGAUUGCAAAUAGGAGAUAUUUUACUACAGGUAAACGAAGUAUCUUUAGAAGGUGCUCCUCAUUCAAUGGCAGUUGAUGCUUUACAGAAAGCUGGAAACGUCGUUAAAUUAAGAGUUCGAAGAGCUAGACGUCCUAAAGUAGUCACAUUAUGGCGAGGAGCACGAGGACUUGGUCUGGGAAUCGCAGGAGGUGCUGACGACGCAGCGGGAGGAGGAGGGGUCUUCAUAUCACACAUCGCAGUCGGCGGAGCAGCACAUUACGAUGGCAGAUUAAGACUUGGAGAUAAAAUAUUAGCCGUUAGAGACGAAGAUGGAAUUGAAACAUCAUUAAUUGGUGCAACACAUGCAAAGGCGGUUGCAACACUGCGCAACACUGGAGAGCAUGUUACUCUCGUCGUCUUACCUGCUGCUUCCAUUCCGCCUGCAGCUCAGCCCACACAACUUUAUACAACAAGAACACAAGCAACAUCGUGUUCGACACUACACGAGCUUACAGAAGAAGACCCAAGUAAAAUUCCAAGAUGCGUGCGCAUGGUUAGACUGGUGCGAUCCGGAUCACGUUUGGGUAUGGACAUUGUCGGAGGUCUAGGCGGUGAGGACACUUGCAGUGGUCUGGAGGAAGAGGCGUGCGGUGUGUUUGUAUCAGGAGUAUCAGUGGAGGGAGCUGCGUAUGGCAUGUUGUACAGAGGAGAUAGGAUACUAAGCGUCGAUGGCAGAGAUUUAUCAAGAGCAACACAUGAACAAGCUGCAGCGGCACUGAAGUAUUCUGGCAGCGCCGUGACGAUAGCUGCACAAUACCAACCGGAACACUACGAGAGGCUUCGCGCUCGUAUUCGGGCUAUCAACGCGGCCGCCAUGUCGCCACACACGAUGCACCCCACACACGUUCCUGUACAUCCUGAUUUACACGCUAUCUAUCCCAGGUGA
Messenger RNA from Papilio machaon (common yellow swallowtail), 1636 nucleotides. RefSeq names its product disks large homolog 1. The transcript is spliced from 9 exons. The record is from RefSeq and is a predicted model, not a curated record. Gene Ontology annotation, molecular function: protein binding. Gene Ontology annotation, biological process: chemical synaptic transmission. Bases 176 to 1636 code for a protein of 486 amino acids. Gene Ontology annotation, cellular component: neuromuscular junction; postsynaptic density membrane; neuron projection. Lineage: Eukaryota; Metazoa; Arthropoda; Insecta; Lepidoptera; Papilionidae.